CUUUUUUGUUUUGUUUUUUUUUGUCUCUAUAGAAUAAUGACAGUUCAACUUCCUUUCACUCGUCUUGCUCACCACCCUACGAAGCCCCAGCUUGUCCUAGCUAAUGGACAACACUACAUGGUUUUGAAUAGCCAAACAGGUGAAUUAAUCAAAUCCUAUCCUAAAGAAGACACACUCGAUAGCGUGACAGAUCAUUUUCGUUGUGUUGCAUUUAACAAGGACGGCUCUUUGUUAGCUACUUCUGGUGAAAACAAAGAAAUUUGUGUAUGGGAUACCAAUGAUUGGUCUUUAAAGAAUACAAGACCUGCUUACAAACGUGUCAAUGCACUUCGAUUUGAUAAUGCUUCUACACAAGUUGUUAUUGCUGAUAAGUUUGGCGAUGUUUAUUGUCAUCCUAUUGAAGAGAUUGUCAAUGAAGAAAAAUUGAAACCCAUUGUAGGCCAUGUCUCCAUGGUGACAGAUAUGCUUUUGACGCCUGAUGAAAAAUACGUGAUUACUUCUGACCGCGAUGAACAUAUUCGAGUCAGCCGUUUCCCCAAUGGCUAUAACAUUGAAUCCUUUUGUUUGGGUCACACAGAUGUUGUCACUUGCAUUGAUCUUAUUCCUUGGAAGACAGACGUUUUGGUGUCUGCCAGUGGCGAUGGCACUGUUCGUCUUUGGAACUUUGUCUCGGGUGAAUGUUUGCAAGUGAUUGAUUUGAAAGAACACAUUGAAGCUUAUAAACCACCUGCUUCUGAUGCUAAUUCUGAAGAUGCUAUUAUCAGUGCUUUAAGUUUUGACAGUGCUUCUCAAACACUUGCUGUUGCUUUUGCUAAAUCACUUGCUGUUCUCUUGUUGAACUACAACCAAGACACAUUUGCUUACAAACAAACACUUGUUGUUUCUUCACCUGUGUUAGACAUCACAUUUGAUGUAAACAGCCAACUCUGGUUGUCCUUAGACAGCCAAGAACAACGCAUCACAUUGGCAACUUUAAAUGAGGAACAAUGGGCUGAAAACAAGGAAAAUGAUGCUUUGAAACACAUCAACACCACUCAAGUGUGUCAAGCCAAUAAGGUCUUUGAUCUUUAUACCAUUUUUGGUCUUCGUAAAUUCUUGGAUCUUCCUGAACAAAAUGAAGAAGAAACCAAGAAUAAAAAGAGAAAGACUGAAUAAUAACAAUAAUAAUAAAAACUCUUUUAUUCAUG
Molecule: messenger RNA, 1187 nt
Organism: Gilbertella persicaria
Lineage: Eukaryota; Fungi; Mucoromycota; Mucoromycetes; Mucorales; Choanephoraceae
Product: WD40-repeat-containing domain protein
Exons: 5
Coding region: 37-1155 (372 amino acids)
Biological process (GO): RNA (guanine-N7)-methylation
Cellular component (GO): tRNA methyltransferase complex; nucleus; cytosol
Molecular function (GO): tRNA (guanine(46)-N7)-methyltransferase activity; protein binding
Source: RefSeq, a predicted model, not a curated record